UAUGAAUGCGCAUCUUUGGUUAGAUAGUAAUUAGUGCUCAGAUAAAGCUCCGUAACGUAAUACACCUUAACAACGUUCGACGUUAAUAACGUUUUACAUUAUACGUACGCUUGUGCGGAGUGAGAUGGCUAUGGCAGGUGGUUGUAAAUCUUUAAUUUUGCUCGUGGGCUUAUCAGCUGGAAUACUAGCAGCUCUGGGACAACAUGUUCACCACGACGUAAAAGGCCAUGACGAAUACAAUAUCACUGUUUCAACUCUCUCCGGCAAUGCCGCCGAGCCAACAUGGAUAAUUGAUGGAGAAAGCAAGCUGCCCGAUGUCAAAAAACUUGGCAAUGCCAUAAAAGCUUAUGUGCAUGAACAGAUGGACAAGGCGCAUUCAACAGGUGGCGGGCACCAUGCCGGAGGUUGCGGGGGUGAAAAGGACACUCUUCCGUCUUUUCCUUCUGUCAAUGGUUACCGCGGCAUGGAUGUCGCACACUAUGUGAACGGGAAAUGCAUACACAUAUGGCGCAUCAUGAAGUGUGAUAACAUUGCCCUUGAGUAUUAUAUCAUAAAUCUGACCGCCGGAAACGAGAUGUCUGCUGCACGAAAGAGGGAAGCCUUUCAAAAGUUAAGGGUCUGCCUAGCUAAGAAAAAAGCGGCCACCAAAGCAGAGUCUAACACAAAGCCGGCGGCUAAACCAUAACACUUUCUCACAAAACGUUUGCAUCCAGUUGUACGAAACUGGUUUGGCUAAUUAGCCAAAAUAUUUAUUGAUUGGUCAAUAUUUUUCUUUUGAUUUUAUGUGUAAACUAGCCCAAGUUUAACCCUAAAGAUUACUGAACCAUUUGUUAGCAAGUGAGUGAAGGUUCCUUGGCGAUUAAUUUCAAGACAUGCUUUAAAAUUGAUACAUGUACAAAAGCUACACUUUUAGAUUUCAUGUUUCUGAUAUGGUUAACAAAUUUAGAGUAAAGCUUUGUCAAUGGUAAACUACCCAUAACUCAGUUUGAAUAUUGCUUAUACUGCUUUUCAUAGUCAGAUUCGACAGCAAUUAGUAACAUGCUGGUAAAUUCAAAAAUUAUAUGUGGGUAAUUAGCAUUUUAGGGGGGGGGGGGGAUAUCAUUAAAAUAAUUGGUUCUUAAUUAUUUGAUGGCAAAAUGUGAUAUGUUGGAUAAUUAUGUUGUGUUUUUUUAAGAAUAAAGAUACUUGUAUGCACUAUGUGUUUAUAGUUCACCACUUGCUAUGCGUCCAAUCGGCUCCCAGA
Molecule: messenger RNA, 1243 nt
Organism: Mya arenaria
Lineage: Eukaryota; Metazoa; Mollusca; Bivalvia; Myida; Myidae
Exons: 4
Coding region: 125-685 (186 amino acids)
Source: RefSeq, a predicted model, not a curated record